ACUGCGGAUUGGUAAGAACCUCCCCGGCAUGUGUUUGGCUGUUGAUGUUACUCCGCUGACUGAGUGAGCCCUUUAACAAUGGGACGAAAAGUAACUGUGUGUGUGAAGACUGAAUAAAGUUUUACAUGGAGCGUUUAGCUAAAGAGCAGCGUCUGAAGCAGCUUCAGAGAAAAAAUCAAGUCAAGCCAGGCUAAAACUCCUUUCAAGAAAAAGACAAAGAAAAGUUUUAAAUCAACGUUAACAGUAUUUAAUGGGUUAAUCGCAGGAAUGUAUUUAUAAAGGGUUGAUAAUGAUUAUCAUCAUCAUCAGAAGUUGUGAAGACCUGCAAAUUGCAAUAACAGACUCGAAAAAAGGGAGUUGGGAGAAGCUGAUGGGUUGCUAUAUUGGACUAAAGUAACCCGGAUAGAUCUAUUCCACGUCUUGAAGUCGAAUAAAGGAAAUUGUAAGGACCUGCUGGACAUCUUGAUACUCCCAUGGAGCUUCAGGGCCAAUGGUGGAAAGGACAACUGGCUGCAGACAUAUACCAGGCUCUCCGCAGUAAAGAACUAAAACUGCCAUCUUACAAAGGCCAGUCUCCACAGCUUAACCUCAGGCGUUACUUUGCAGACUUGAUAGCCAUAGUAAGCAAUCGCUUCAGACUGUGCCCAACAGCUAGACAUCUUGCUGUCUAUUUAUUGGACUUGUUUAUGGAUCGUUAUGACAUCUCUGUCCAACAGCUCCAUGUGGUGGCUCUCUCUUGUUUGCUUUUGGCUAGUAAAUUUGAAGAAAAGGAAGAUCGUGUACCUAAACUUGAGCAACUUAACAGCCUGGGCUGUAUGACCAACAUGAACUUGGUAUUAACAAAACAAAGCCUUCUGCAUAUGGAACUGUUGCUGCUAGAGACCUUUCAGUGGAACUUGUAUUUACCCACUGCUGCUCACUUUAUUGACUACUAUCUAUCAAUUGCAGUUCAUGAAACUGAUCUGCAUGAUGGGUGGCCAAUGGUUUGCCUGGAGAAAACAAAACUGUAUAUGGCAAAGUAUGGAGAUUACUUUCUUGAAGUAUCAUUGCAAGAUCAUGUAUUUUUAAAUUACGCUCCUUCAUUAGUUGCUGCUGCUUGUGUAGGAUCUUCAAGGAUUAUCCUUCGCCUAUCACCAACUUGGCCAACUCGACUACACCGCCUUACUGGCUAUUCUUGGGACCUUUUAAUACCCUGUGUAGAGCGAUUGUUAAUUGCACAUGAUAACGAUGUGAAAGAAGCAAACAAACAAAAACUCCAACAUCCAAACUCCCAGACUGGCCAUACAGUGUUUCCUGCACAAACCCAAGUCAAUGCUGCACCACAGAUGCAUCAGACGGUCCCCCAGUACAUCUCUCGACAACCGCUCCAGUAUCAACAACAGAACUGCCAGCAGCUUUUGUCGGCAUACACAAUACAGCCCCAUACUACUGGUUUACAAGCCAGUAUUCAGCCUCAUGGACAUAUACAAGCUGUAACUGGCCUGACACUACCUGCUGCUUUGGAUGUUAAAGUCAAUGCGCCCUAUAACAGGGCCUACCAAGUUAAUGGACACUAUGCAUGUACUGCACCCUGUUUCGACAGGUGAUGCAUCUCUCUAAAAUACCUUGUGGAAAUACCUUGGAAAGUGUUUAUGAAACCUUUUCUUGUGUUAACAUUUAAGUAAGAUGACUGAAAAUUGCAGGUUUGGACGGCAUUCUGUGAACUACAUGAAGAUGUGUCAAGUGUAAACUUAACAAACCUAUGCUUUUUUUUUAAAAAAAAAAGAAGAAGAAAAAGAAAAAAAAAAUGGAGAAAAUAUUUGGCAUUAUUCUGUAACCUAUCCUUGAACAGCAUGUGCAAUAUUAUUGAAGUCUAUGAGUGAUCGAACAUUAAUUCUGUCUUUCACAUGUAUGCCUAAAGAUUUUAAUAUUGGAGAUACUGUGAUUUGCUUUUUUUUUUUUUUUUAACUAAUAUUGCUGGUGAGCAGAGAGCAGAAAACCUGCAACCACGGAAUUCUUAUAUCUGUAUACAGAUUGAAAUAAGAGAUUAGAAAACUGUACACAGUUAAGUAUCUGGGCGGUGUGUGUCUGUAUGUAUGUGUACGUUUAGGAAGGCUGAAUGGAAAAGGACAAUUCUGGGUUCUAAUGACCAAAAAUGGUUUGCAGUAUUAGAUCAAGUCUACCUCAAAUGAAAUGAAUGUAAUCUUCCACUCAAGAAUAUUCUUCAUAAAAUAUUUAUUAUAAUUAUCACUGCAGAAGUAUUCCAGUGUACUGGUUUAAUUGAUUCUUUCAUACUGAUUACUUGAAUAUGCAUUUUGCUUUCUUUUUUUUUUUUUUUUUUUUUUUUUCUUAAGUUGAAAAUGUUUCAACUUUUUGAUGGAUUGGCUACUGUACAGUCGUAGAUGUGCCAGUGAAUAUUGAAUAUUUCCGACCAUUACCUCUUCAGCUGAGAUCAUUUUGGUUCCGGUUUUAUGUUGACACUAUAUAAGUUCAUUUUCUUCAGUGGAAGAAAUUCUUAUUUGUUUUGCUGUUUAUGUAAAAUAAUAAUGAGUGUCUGUCAUUUCAUAGGGAACAUCUAAUGUUUUUCUAUACACAUUUUUAAACAUUGAAUAUACUUUGGGAAGUGCUAUGCACUUUAAAUAGAUGUGGGUUUUUUUUUUUUUUUAAAUAAAUUCAGGUUUCUCUUUUUUCAUUUGUUUCCUAAACUAUAGUAUUUUUAAACACUCAUGUUACAGAUUAACUUAGUUUUAUUCUUUACAUUACAAUGAAAACUGAUUCAGCUGUAGAUAGGGCUAAAGACAUCCCACUUAGAGUCAUUUUAUAUAAUAAUCAAGGUUCAGAGCUUAUUGUACCAAAUAUUUAUUUACAGAUGUACUGAACACAGGACAUUAUUGGAUUGUUCUAUGUUAAAGCUACUCAAUAAACCUAGACUAGCUAAAUCAAAUGUGGUCAUUCUUAAUGUUGAAGUUGUAGACAGAAGGCCAAAUCACUUUCCAAAAACAUGGAAUAAUUUCACUAGUGUCACAUGAUCGCAUCAACUCCGAAACGAAAACAUAAAUACGUAAUUUACGCCAAUACGUAAAUGCUUUAAAAAUGAAAGGAACUUUCAGUAACCUUAACAUGGGUGGGGAAAAAUGGGUUUUGGAAAAUUAAUGACGUUUUUGCCAUUAAGAAGAUUCUUUGCACAUCUCUCUAUCCAUUCUCUGGCUUGAACCCAUGACACUUGCCACUCAGUUCAUAACAGGUAAGGUGACUUGCUUACGCGGGCAUAACAUCCAAUAGCUAAGAAACUAUCCUUGGCCCUGUGUGUAAGAUGAUGUUGCUGCACUAUUCAAUGCAACAGAUUCAUUCCUUAAUGCUGUAGUAGCAUACAUUUUGUUGCCCAUUUUGUUAAAAUUUCAAGAUUGCCAGUUAAUUUGCUAAAAAGGCAAAAUAUUCAAGCUUCAUGAAGACACAUAUAAAUAAUAAAAGAAAAUUGGCCACAGUACAAAUCUUAGUAACACUGUAAAGAACAUCUACAUUUUAUAAUGUCAAUUAACAAAAUGUCCAUUGUGCUUGCCUUAAAUAGCUUGUUACCACAGCAGCUUCUGUGUGUUAAUGUUUUAAUGUCUUAAUGUUUUAUGUAUUAUAAUAAAAUGACAAAAUUAA
This is a messenger RNA of Polypterus senegalus (gray bichir), 3627 nucleotides long. RefSeq names its product cyclin J (gene ccnj). The coding region runs from base 474 to 1586 and encodes 370 amino acids. Gene Ontology annotation, biological process: regulation of cyclin-dependent protein serine/threonine kinase activity; mitotic cell cycle phase transition. Lineage: Eukaryota; Metazoa; Chordata; Cladistia; Polypteriformes; Polypteridae. Gene Ontology annotation, cellular component: cyclin-dependent protein kinase holoenzyme complex; cytoplasm; nucleus. Gene Ontology annotation, molecular function: cyclin-dependent protein serine/threonine kinase regulator activity. The record is from RefSeq and is a predicted model, not a curated record. The transcript has 7 exons.